Bufo bufo (common toad) is the source of this 1417-nucleotide messenger RNA. RefSeq names its product WD repeat domain 74 (gene WDR74). Gene Ontology annotation, biological process: ribosomal large subunit biogenesis. Gene Ontology annotation, cellular component: preribosome, large subunit precursor; nucleolus. The record is from RefSeq and is a predicted model, not a curated record. Bases 35 to 1024 code for a protein of 329 amino acids. The transcript has 10 exons. Gene Ontology annotation, molecular function: protein binding. NCBI's taxonomy places the organism in Eukaryota, Metazoa, Chordata, Amphibia, Anura, Bufonidae.
AGUGUGUGUCUUUGCCCGUCCUAGAGUAGUAAACAUGGCGACGCCUGCACGGAACCACGUGUGGGUCGGUACCGAAACAGGAAUUCUUAAGGGUAUAAACCUAGUGAAGAAGCAGGCGACUAACUACACCGAGGUCUCCUCUCUGAACCGGGGCCAGGAGGUCACCGCCAUGUGCUUCGGAGACCCCCAGGAAUCUGAGGUGCUGCUGGGGUGCCGGGAUGGGACUGUAAGAGUCUUCAACACUGAAAAAUCCAAAUUUACUGAGUUUCACGAGUGUGGAGGAGGAGAAGGUGUAUUCCGGGGUCUCGGAGUGCUGGACAAUGCUCUUGUAACUUGUGUGGAGUCGGGGCUUUUAAAGGUGUGGAAAGAAGGCUCAAAUGAAAAUCUAAGGAAUGACUGGCUAGAUCUCCGGGUGCCUGUAUGGAUUCGUGACCUGGACUUUAUCCCAGAGUCUGAUAAAGUAGUCACGUGCACAAGUCAUCAUCAAGUUAGAAUUUAUGAUCCCUGCUCUCCACAAAGACGACCAGUUCUGGAGGUUCUGUUUGGUGAGGAUCCAUUGACAGCUUUAAGCAUCACUCCAGAUGGCAGGUCUGUAGUGGUUGGAAGCUCUCACGGUAACAUGGGUGUGAUUGAUCUAAGGAAAGGUCGUCUUUUGUGUGCCCUUAAGGGUAAUGCAGGUUCCUUGCGCUCCAUUCAGUGUCACAAAUCUUUGCCUGUUGUGGCAUCCUGUGGCUUAGACAGAUUCAUGAGACUUCAUAGCUUAAAUGACAAGAAACUUUUGCAUAAGGUAUAUUUAAAGUCGAGGCUAAACUGUCUACUGUUAACUUCACAAGAAAAGUGGGAGGAGGAAGAAUUGACAUCCGUUGCAGCAGAAGAUGGGAAAGAGGAAGAGGAUGAUGAAGUCUGGAGUAAAAUGGAAACUGUGAUAGACAAAACCAUUUCUAAAAAGAGAAAAGAAGCACAGGAGACCAAUGUGGAGGAUUUAUCAAUGGAAAAUACAUUAAAGAAGAAGAAAGCAGUUUAAUUUUUAGAUAUUUUUACACUGUUAUUUUAUACUUUGUUGAUCAGGUUUUUCCAUUGUUGUUGUAGACAAAAUAUUACCUAAUCUAUGAAUUCAUUAACAUCAUCAUAUCAAAAGAAGCAGAAUCUUGUAAAAGCAGGUUAACAACUAAGCUUGCAGUUUGGUGUCAUAUUGUCCACCAUAUGACAUUUUAUGUAAAGAGCAACAGUUUGUAAGGCUCAAAAAAGAAAUCAGUCCAUCCAGUUCAGCGUAUCAUGCUGCAAAGUUGAUCCUGAGGAAGGCAAAAAAAAAAUGUGGUAGAAGACCAUUUUCUUCAUCUAAGGGGGAGGGGGGAGAAAUCCUACCCGGCUCUGAUAAGGCAAACAGAACUCCCUAGAUCAGGGGUAGGCAACCUCC